UAAUAGUUACAAAUUUUCUGUUUAUGGACAAAUUUUAUACGUUUUGAAAGCGAUUUGAAACUCCUUGGCCGCCUCGAAGAUGAGGAUCGGUCCUAAGACGUACUUCGCGUUCAUUCUGCUUUUAUUUAUCGGGAUUCUGAGCUAUUUCGCCUCCUCGACAGACGAUAAGAAGCAUUCCCUGAGCGUACCAAAUUCGUAUUUAUUUGUUUCAACGAUUGAUGGCAGCAUGCAUGCAGUUCGUAAAAAGACAGGUCAUAUCAAGUGGUCAUUCAAAGAAGAUCCGGUGUUGCAAUCUAAGUUUCCGCUAAGACCAGGGUCGGUUUUCCUUCCUGAUCCUCAUGACGGAAGUCUUUACGCUUUUGGUGCCAUGCCUGAAGGACUGAAGAAAUUACCUUUUACGAUUCCUGAAUUAGUUCAGGCAUCACCAUGCAGAAGUGGCGAUGGAAUGAUGUAUAUAGGUCGUAAAUCUGAUGUCUGGUAUGCCAUUGACCCAGAAACAGGCCUUAAACUACAGACGUUAUCCAUAGAUGACUCACAAACUGUUUGCCCCAGCAUGACUAGUGGAAAGGCUCCUAUAUUCCUUGGUAGAACAGAAUACAUUGUAACAAUGUAUGAUGGUAAAACAAGAGAGAAAAGGUGGAACGCUACGUAUUUAGAAUAUGCCUCAGUUAACAAUAAGCAAAUGGAGCAUGAUAUGUUCCACUUUGCAUCCAGUUCAGAUGGUAUGUUUGUUUCAAUGGAAAUGGAUUCAGGCAAAAUCCACUGGCAAAAGAUAUUUGAUUCUCCGGUUGUUGGCAUAUACGAAUGGGACGGCGACAGCUUGAUCCAAGUUCCCAUCACGCACAUCGCUAAAGAAACGUUAAGAAAAUUAACAGACAAUAUGACUGUUGCUGAUAAAACUGGGACAAAGUUCGUGGAUUCUGGCGAGUUAUAUUUUGAUGCUACCUUGUACAUCGGUGAACACGAGGGAAGACUGUAUGCCUUACCAUCGGUGAUAGAGGAAGGAACUCAACUUAUUGAGCCCAAGGUCCCUCUCAUCGACGGGCCGCGCGAGACAUCUGCCAAACCAGCGCAGUCAAUCCAACCACAUGAUCACCUCAUCAAGAUGGUGAUUGGUGGAGAGAGUUCCAAACUGAAAAACGAGAAACAGAACAAGACUCCAGGAAAGAUUGAGGAGAAAUCAGAUACAAAGAGAGAUAAUAAGCCACGCACGAAGAAAUCCAAGGAAGAGCAAAAUACAAUCGCUGUUGGGAAUCAUAAAAUACCCCUGGAUGCUUCGCCAAGAUUCAGGAUCACCCAUCUGGCAGAUCCGUUUAUACCCAACCCAAAGUCGGCCGAAUACGAUGAUGUUCGUUAUUACGAAGACGAAGAUGAUGCUGGUGGUUUGAAGGAGAGUAAUGAAAAAGAUAAUAUGUCUCAAGAACAAGUCAUGGAGAUGUUGAAGAUGCACGAACGCUUGUUGUACACAAUUUUGGCAACCAUUGGCAUACCCCUUAUUCUUAUCGUGUUAUUCUAUAUUGAGAAGCGUACCACCGCAAAUGUCAUACCACCAGUUGAUGUACCUGGUGGUCUCACCGUGAACACACCAGAGCACGGUAACAUCAGCGCAAGUGAUGAUGAUGCUUCGUCAAGUUUGAUCACGGUUGGAAAAAUUUCCUACAACCCCAAAGAUUUACUUGGUAGGGGUUGCGAGGGGACCGCUGUGUACAAGGGGAAAUUUGAAAACAGAAGUGUCGCUGUUAAACGCAUCAUACCAGAGUGUUUCAGCUUCGCCAACAACGAGGUGGCUCUGCUACGAGAGUCAGAUGAGCAUCGAAAUGUUAUUCGCUAUUUCUGCACAGAGGAGACUCCGCAGUUUCGUUACAUUGCGAUCGAGCUGUGCGCAGCAACUGUUCAAGAGUAUGUGGAAGAUUCAACAUUUGAUCGUCACGGACUUGAACCAAUUGAGUUAUUGGAACAGACGAUGAUGGGUCUCAGUCAUCUUCACUCCUUAAACAUCGUUCAUCGUGAUAUAAAGCCGCACAACAUUCUCAUCUCGAAACCGAAUGCCAAAGGGGAAGUCAAGGCGAUGUUGUCAGAUUUUGGCCUUUGCAAGAGGCUAGCUCAUGGUCGACACUCUAUCACGUCGCAGUCUGGGGCUAUCGGUACUGAUGGAUGGAUUGCUCCCGAGAUGUUCAGACCAGAGUGUAAAAUGACACGAGCUGUGGACAUAUUUUCCGCUGGAUGUAUUUUCUACUACAUCUUGUCUGGUGGAUUGCAUCCAUUUGGUGACAGGUUCAAACAACAAGCGAACAUCAUCAACGGUGAUUUCAAUAUCGACAUGAUCAAGGAUUGUAAUGCGGGUGAAUAUACUACAAAAGAACUUCUCAAACAAAUGAUUGAAGGAGAUGCUACUAAAAGGCCGACAGUUCACAAUGUGUUGAAACAUCCGUUUUUCUGGUCUCGAGCAAAACAACUGGCAUUUUUACAGGACGUGAGCGACCGAAUAGAGAAGGAGGAUCCUAACGAGUCAUCGUUACUACAAGAGUUAGAGAAAGAAUCUAUCCGAGUGGUACGAGGCGAUUGGAAUGUACACUUAGGGAUAGAGUUACGAGGAGAUCUUCGAAGAUUUCGGAGCUAUCGGGGGGAGUUGGUGCGAGAUUUAUUGCGAGCUAUUCGUAAUAAAAAACACCAUUAUCGUGAAUUGCCCGAAGAUGUUCGGCUCUCGCUCGGCAGUGUUCCGGACGGUUACGUGAAAUAUUUCACGUCUCGUUUUCCACGUUUAAUCAUGCACACGUACAACGUGGUAAAACCUUACAAACACGAACCUGUAUUUGAAUCGUAUUACGAUCUCAGACCUGACACGAACGAUAAUGUCAAAAAAGCCGCGGAGAAAGUUUCGUAAUUUAUGCCUUUCGGUGUAUCCUUGGGAAACAGAAAAGCUAAGAAAAUGUGCUCCUUGGUAAAUUUGGAGUUUCAAAAAGGCAUUCAAAACCCUUUUGAUAGAUACGAAGAACCACUGAACCAGAGAUUCUGGUAUAUGCACAGAAGGUGAAAGCUGUAGAAUUUGGAAAGCACUGCAGUCAAGUGACAGGAUUUUGGAUGUAUUUGAUGACAGGUCUUGAGAGAUGUUUAUUUAAUGUGGAAACCUGGAAGCGACUAUUUAUCAAAGGAUUAGAAGAGAACUGGAAUUCCUGGCUGUUGGAGGAAUGGUAUUGCCUUCCAACGCUUGUGGCGGAACUAGCUGCGGGCUUGAAGCUACCCUGCAGGCUUGAAGCUACCCUGCGGGCAUCCAUGCGGGCUUGAAGCUACCCUGCAGGCUUGAAGCUAUCCUGCAGGCUUGAAGCUACCCUGCAGGCUUGAAGAUACCCUGCAGGCGUGAAGAUACCCUGCAGGCUUGAAGCUAGCAUCAUCAUGAAUUUCAUGAAUGCUUAUUACCAAAGCCAGAACAAUGUAAAAUAUUUUUAUGACAGAAUAUGCAAUUUUCUCGAGGCAUUCGAGGACUGCUUGCCAUUUGAUCGUCCCCAGGACGACCUGUGGCAGAUGUGGAAGAAAAUAUUGUCAUUAUUUAAACUAGACUAUUUCACAUCUCCUAUAUGUCACUAGUAAAUAGCGACUACUAGUAACGACUAACGACCAAAUGGCAACCAGAAUUUAGAUCGUACGCACGUAGCUUUUAACACAAUCACGCUCACAAAAAACAAGGUAGAAAAUAAAAUAAAAUUCCUCGUACAUAAAAUUAUUGAAGCCCUCGCGUGAAC
Messenger RNA from Dendronephthya gigantea, 3740 nucleotides. RefSeq names its product serine/threonine-protein kinase/endoribonuclease IRE1-like. The transcript is spliced from 25 exons. The record is from RefSeq and is a predicted model, not a curated record. Gene Ontology annotation, cellular component: IRE1-TRAF2-ASK1 complex. Gene Ontology annotation, biological process: intrinsic apoptotic signaling pathway in response to endoplasmic reticulum stress; protein phosphorylation; IRE1-mediated unfolded protein response. Lineage: Eukaryota; Metazoa; Cnidaria; Anthozoa; Malacalcyonacea; Nephtheidae. Gene Ontology annotation, molecular function: ATP binding; RNA endonuclease activity; protein serine/threonine kinase activity. Bases 80 to 2884 code for a protein of 934 amino acids.